AUGUCUCGAAUAGCCUACUCCACGUUCCGGCGACUUGAUCUCCGCUCUUUUACCUACCAGGGCAACAGGUUUACGACCUACCGGCUGAUGCACCGCAAUCCAAACAGCACCUGGGCACUUAAAAUCAAUGGAUUGAUCAGGGAGGCAUUACCACUCCGACCCUACACAGACCCACUUCUAGAUGACCCGACCGGGGAUCUUGCUCAGGACACUUUGGCCGAUCCAGACCCUCGAGGCAACACAUCAGUAGAUCUGGUGUUGGGAGGUGAUGUUUACCCAAGACUACAAAGAGACGGCCAUAUAAUUUAUGUGGCCCGAAAUUGCAAAGAUGUUGUAGUCUCUUCAUAUCAUUUCAUUAAAAGUCUGCGACUUUGGCAAGGUGACAAUCUAGAGGACUAUGUCAAUGAUUUCAUUAACAGUGAAGUCAACUAUUCCAGCUAUUGGACUCAUAUCAUCGAUUUUUGGCAAAUGCGUAAUGAGCCUUACAUUUGUUUUGUGACCUAUGAGGAUAUGAAAAGAGAUUUGACGGGAGUUAUUGAAAGGCUAUGCACAUUUUUAGAAAGACCUCAACUUACUGCAGAAGAAAUGGAGAAUAUACUACAACAUCUCUCAUUUGAAAGUAUGAAGGAAAAUGAUAAAACCAAUUUGACUAUGACUCUGAAGGAUUGCGUUGAGGAUAUUAAUAAAGAUUUUCAAUUCAUGCGUCGCGGCAUUGUGGGUUCUUUCAAGGACGAACUGACUCCAGAUUUAAAGUCCAAAAUUGACAAUUGGUCACAAAAUUUUCUGGUGCCAUAUGGCUUAACAGAAGAAGAUAUAUUUGGCAAGCUCUGAAAUCAUAAAAAAAAUCAUUCCGAAUGAAG
Messenger RNA from Stomoxys calcitrans (stable fly), 860 nucleotides. Its product is annotated as luciferin sulfotransferase. The record is from RefSeq and is a predicted model, not a curated record. Bases 1 to 831 code for a protein of 276 amino acids. Gene Ontology annotation, molecular function: sulfotransferase activity. Lineage: Eukaryota; Metazoa; Arthropoda; Insecta; Diptera; Muscidae. Gene Ontology annotation, biological process: sulfation. The transcript has 4 exons. Gene Ontology annotation, cellular component: cytoplasm.